AUGUCCUGCAUUACCACGCCAGCCAUUCCUCCGGUGGCUCUUGAAUCAAUCACUCAACACAUUGGUAACACGCCCCUCGUGCGCUUGAACAGACUUCCACGUAGCCUUGGGAUUGAGGCAACUGUCUAUGCGAAAUUGGAAUAUUUCAAUGCUGGAGGAAGUGUAAAAGAUAGGAUUGCUCUGCGCAUGAUCGAAGAGGCCGAACGAUCAGGGCGCAUAAAGCCUGGUGAUACUCUCAUCGAACCCACUAGCGGUAACACUGGAAUUGGUUUGGCGCUCGUCGGCGCUGUAAAGGGAUACAAGACCAUAAUUACUCUCCCGGAGAAGAUGUCAGCUGAGAAGGUGGCUGUACUGAAAGCGUUGAAUGCAACUAUCAUCCGCACUCCUAAUGAAGCGGCGUAUGAUUCACCGGAAUCUCACAUCGGUGUCGCCAAGCGUCUUGAGAAGGAACUCCCGAACGCGCACAUCCUGGACCAAUAUGGUAACGAAAACAACCCGCUGGCCCACGAAUUGGGUACAGCGGAAGAAGUCUGGACGCAGACCAAGGGCCAAAUUAAGGCUAUCGUCGCCGGUGCAGGAACUGGUGGAACAAUCACUGGACUGUCUCGGGGCCUGAAGAAGCAUAACCCCGCUAUCAAGGUUAUUGCGGCUGAUCCCCAUGGUUCCAUCUUAGCUUUGCCGCCUUCACUAAAUGAAGAUCAUGUAAACGAACCAUACAAGGUCGAAGGAAUUGGAUAUGAUUUCAUUCCCCAAGUGCUCGACCAGCAGGCCGUGGACCAGUGGUACAAAACUGGAGAUAAGGAUUCAUUCCAGUACGCUCGGCGGUUAAUUGCUGAAGAGGGCCUCCUUGUAGGAGGAAGCAGUGGGAGCGCCAUAUCGGCUCUGGCGCAAGCGGCAAAGGACUACAACUUCGGGAAGGAUGAUGUGGUUGUUGUCAUUUUGCCUGAUAGCAUCAGAAGCUAUUUAACUAAGGUCAUUGAACUUCCUAAUGGCUGGUUGAGGACUUGUUGCGCUAACUAA
Messenger RNA from Aspergillus oryzae RIB40, 1020 nucleotides. RefSeq names its product cystathionine beta-synthase CYS4. The record is from RefSeq and is a predicted model, not a curated record. Gene Ontology annotation, cellular component: cytoplasm. NCBI's taxonomy places the organism in Eukaryota, Fungi, Ascomycota, Eurotiomycetes, Eurotiales, Aspergillaceae. Gene Ontology annotation, molecular function: cystathionine beta-synthase activity; cysteine synthase activity. The transcript has 3 exons. Bases 1 to 1020 code for a protein of 339 amino acids.